UUUCAGCGCUCAGAUGUUGGAAAAGGCAGCGGACAAACACAACUUGCGGAGGUUUUACCAUUUGAUGCUUCUGGACUUUUCCCGGCUCUCCUGAUCAUUUUUCUGAAUUUUAACCCGGAAUAAAAUUUUUUUUACUCUCGCUGCAUUAAGUGAACGAUGCUGCAGUGAGAGAGCGGAGCGGUUUAUUCUCAUGUAAAAAAAAAAAAAAGUGCUGCAAGCUGAGGAUUUGUGUUUUGUCGUUUUUCUGUUGUGGGGGAAAGAAAACCUCAGACCUGGUCGGUUCCUGCUCAUUAAGGACAACAUGCCGCAGACACCACCUUUCAAGGGGCAGCUGAACACCGGUGGCUACAACAACAAUUUGUACGACGAGUCCAAGGAGGAAGUCUACCCUGGCCUUUAUUAUCAUGACAACAACCUGGCGUCUGGCUCCCUGGAGGCCCUCAUUCACCACCUGGUGCCAACUGUGGACUAUUAUCCAGACAGGACGUAUGUCUUUACCUUCCUGCUCAGUUCUCGCCUCUUCAUCCACCCGUAUGAACUUAUGUCCAAAGUGUGCCACCUGUGCAUGGAGCAGCAGCGACUUAGUGAUCCUCAAGCGGAUAAGUUGAGACUCCGAAAGAUCACUCCAAAGAUUCUGCAGCUGCUGACGGAAUGGACGGAAACGUUUCCCUAUGACUUCAGGGAUGAGCGGAUGAUGCGCAGCCUGAAGGAGCUGACCCACCGGCUCGCCAGCGGAGACGAGGUGUACAAGAAGGCGGUGGGGCAGAUGAGCCAGGGUCUGAUCAGGAGGUUGACGGUGCUCAGCCAGUACGAGGAGGCGCUGGUGAAGGUCAACGCCACGGCGGCAGAGCGACUGACGGCUCUGAAGGCCAAACCCCAGGCAGCGACCCAAAGAGACUUGCUCUCCAUUUGCAACGACCCCUUCACUGUCGCCCAGCAGCUCACACACAUAGAGCUGGAGAGACUGAGUUACAUCGGACCUGAAGAGUUUGUUCAGGCUUUCGUCCAUAAAGACCCUCUGGACAAUGACAAGAGCUGCUUCAGUGAUCGCAAGAAGGCCAGCAACCUGGAAGCCUACGUCGACUGGUUCAACAGACUGAGUUAUCUGGUCGCCACAGAGAUUUGUUUGCCUGUGAAGAAGAAGCACCGAGCUCGAGUCAUCGAGUUCUUCAUUGACGUGGCACGUGAAUGCUUCAACAUCGGCAACUUUAACUCCCUCAUGGCCAUCAUAUCUGGGAUGAACAUGAGCCCCGUGUCCCGGCUGAAGAAAACCUGGAGUAAAGUCAAAACGGCCAAGUUUGACAUCUUAGAGCAUCAAAUGGAUCCAUCAAGCAACUUCUACAACUACAGAACAGCGCUGAGAGGCGCCACGCAGAGGUCCAUCACAGCCAACAACAGCAGAGAGAAGAUCGUCAUCCCGUUCUUCAGCCUGUUCAUUAAAGACAUCUACUUUCUCAACGAGGGAUGCGCCAGCCGGCUGCAGAACGGCCUCAUCAAUUUUGAGAAAUUCUGGGAACUCGCCAAACAAGUGAGUGAGUUCAUGACCUGGAAGCAAGUGGAGUGUCCGUUUGAGAAGGACCGCAAGAUCCUGCAGUACCUGCUGACCGCGCCUGUGUUUACUGAAGAUGCUCUGUGUCUGGCAUCGUACGAGAGCGAAGGUCCUGAGAACAACAUGGAGAAGGACAGAUGGAAGUCUCUGAGAUCCACUCUGCUGAGCAGAGUUUAAAGCUGAAGGAAGACAAACCCAACAGGCGGGACGCGCCCUGUCCACUCUGCUGUUGUCCAAGCAAAGUAUCCCAAUCUCUGAAGGGAAACGACAAUCUCUCCUCAGACUGUGGAGGACUUUGAAUGUUCCCCUCCCCAGCACUGAGCUGUGCUUAUGACCCUGCGUCCUCCAUGCUGUAUAUUUGAAGACAGCUGUUUUUCAUCUCUUUGUAUGACUUUAUAGUCGUUUUGUUAAAUAUACACUACAGACCUUCAGGGUGAAAAAGAAGGUUGAUCUUUCUGUGUGCAGGUGUUGGGGCUUGUUGCGCCCCCUGCUGUUUUAAUACUUUUAAUAUUGCGUUAGCUGCUGGUCAGCUAGCAACACAGAUAUGCUACACACCUUCUGGUUCCUGAUGCCAGCAUUCUCUGAACAGAGAAGCCAAACCUUAAUGCUGUAGUUCACUAAGACAGCAUUUUGUCCAGUUGUCCAGUCCAACUUUCCCACAUCCCAUAACUUUUGAUUAGUGACUCUAACAGUGGUUGUGUUUCCAUUCAAAUGUGCGCAAAACGUAAUAUUAAUAUUAUGCUGAUGUUGAAAUAAAAAUUCGCAAGUUUCUAUUAAAUAAGAAACGCAAUUAAAAUCCCACAUGAAUAAGCUUGUUCACAGGACGUCAUAAAAAAAAACAAAAAAAAACAUGAUCCUCCAACUACUUCCUGUUGUUUUCAUCUUCUUCUUAUGCCAGUGGCAACAUCCGGUUGUUCGUGUGACUCGUGCAACCCGAAGUCACAUGAUCAAUGUGACAAAAACCCCCCCUAAUUUUAGCGCCAAAACUCUAUCAAUACAUAUAUAUAUUUAUUUGUCGUGUUUCCCUUAAGCUAAUUAAUUUUCAACAUGUCGAAUUGCGCAAUCCUACGAUAAAUGGAAACGCAGCUACUCUGGUUGUGAUGUGUGUUAAAAAGAAAUGCAACGGCUGUAUUUAAAAAAGACGCGUCUGUUAUUUGUUUUUGUAGAUGAGAACUUUUCAAAGUAGGAAGCAACACUUAUUUAAAUCCUGGCUGAAUGGUUGAGUGGGUAAAUAUAUUUAGAGGACGGCUGUUCAAACGGGGCCUUCUGCUGCUGAGGUUUCGUGCUGCCCCCUGGUGGCCGGUGCAGAAAAAUGAAUUUGUUUUGCGUGUUUGAAAAUGUGUUUCAUAUUUGUUUUAUUUAUAAAUGUCACGUUAUGUUUUCACCUUAUUUAAUUUUGUACUAGCUACAUAACAUCCUUCAGCAUGUCUAACUCUCAGAUGUUUGUUUGAUAUUUUUAUGAAAAACGUAUUUUUUUCAAGGUACCUGAUCAGAGGAUGAAGUUAAAUGUGUUUUUUGACUGAUGUCUGCGUUGCCUUGACUGUUUCCACACAGAGUCAUGUUUUAGUUAUUUGUGUCACUUUCUCACUCCCUCCCUGUGUCAAUGAUCCAUUUGUACUUGUGCCACUGAAGCAGAAUAGAGAACCAGUUUAUAACUGAUUUAGUUGUGUUCAAAAGAGAAAGUUAAUAAAUUGUUUUGACUCAUCAAAAGA
Xiphophorus couchianus (Monterrey platyfish) is the source of this 3261-nucleotide messenger RNA. RefSeq names its product RasGEF domain family, member 1Ba (gene rasgef1ba). Gene Ontology annotation, biological process: Ras protein signal transduction. The transcript has 14 exons. The record is from RefSeq and is a predicted model, not a curated record. Bases 302 to 1726 code for a protein of 474 amino acids. Gene Ontology annotation, molecular function: guanyl-nucleotide exchange factor activity. Lineage: Eukaryota; Metazoa; Chordata; Actinopteri; Cyprinodontiformes; Poeciliidae. Gene Ontology annotation, cellular component: plasma membrane.